Molecule: messenger RNA, 780 nt
Organism: Salvia miltiorrhiza (redroot sage)
Lineage: Eukaryota; Viridiplantae; Streptophyta; Magnoliopsida; Lamiales; Lamiaceae
Exons: 3
Coding region: 223-780 (185 amino acids)
Source: RefSeq, a predicted model, not a curated record
GUUGUUUUAAAAGGUAUUUUGAAAUUACAUGGGAUAUUCUUGGCCAAACCACAGCCUGUCCCAGAAGACAGCAAUGACCCAAGAUGGAAGUGGUUUAAGGGUUGCUUAGGAGCAUUGGAUGGCACAUACAUUAAUAUUGUAGUGCCAAACGUAGACAAGCCGAGGUAUAGGUCAAGAAAGGGUACCAUUUGUACGAAUACACUAGCCGUAUGUGACAGAAAUAUGAAGUUUGUUUACAUAUUAACUGGUUGGGAGGGAUCAGCUGCUGACUCUCGGGUUUUAAGAGAUGCUGUCAACCGAGUGCACGGACUCAAAGUUCCAAGAGGAAAUUACUAUUUAUGUGAUAACGGUUACGCGAAUAGCGAAGGGUUUUUGUCUCCAUACAAAGGUGUUAGGUAUCACCUUAAGGAGUGGGGUCCUGAAUCUGUGAGACCUCAAAACGCCAAGGAAAUGUUCAAUAUGAGGCACACUAAAGCUAGAAAUGUGAUUGAGCGUGCAUUCGGACUCAUGAAGAUGCGAUGGGCGAUACUUCGGAGUGCGUCGUAUUAUCCUGUCCAUGUUCAUAAUAGGCUGGUUAUGUGUUGUUUUCUACUACACAAUUUCAUUCGUUCAGAAAUGGUGCAUGAUCCACUUGAAGCGCUGGUUGAUAGACAGCCUGGUGCAGAUGCCUAUGAAGAGCAUGGAGACGAAGAUGAUGGUUUUGUUGAUGCUAUUCAAACGUCUCCCCAGUGGAAUCGCGCUAGAGAUGCAAUCGUUGAAGCAAUGUGGAAUGAGACUUGA